AUGAUGAAGGAGCAUAGAAUGGUAACGACAUUACAACAACAACAACAACAACAACAAGAAUAUAUUAAGAAAGAGAAAGAGAAAGAGAAGAUAACUAGUUGUUAUUUUAAAAGAGUAGAAGAAGAAGAAAUGAGUCUCCUUAGAAAUGAUCCAAAGUAUCAAAGAAAGAUGGACGAGAAACAAAGAGUGGUGAGCGAAAGAGACGCUUUUAGUAGUGGGUCGACGAUGAUCAACAACACCAACACCAUCAAUGGCGCCAACAACAACAACACGAGUAGCAGCAACAAGUCGAUUUCUUCGCUGUCACCUUCGUCACCGUCGUUUAUUAGAUCGAUAUUUAGUAUUGGACACGGUAGUAGUGGUAGCAGUAAUGCAUCAUCAUCAACGACAACGAGUGGGUCGUCACAUGUAAGAGGUGUGUCACCAUCGACCUCUCCCUUUUCAUCACCUCUAUUUAGUUCACCGGCCUUUAGCUUUUCUGCCUCUCCUAUUCCACCUCCACCUGUAUCCAUUUCAAACGACCAUACUACCACUACCACCUCUACUACUACCACCUCUACUUCGACCACUUCAACUACAUCAUCAUCCAAUAAUACCAUUACUGCCAUUAAUCCAAACCCAUUUAAAGCACAACCAUCUCAACAAUCAUCAAUUAGUCAAUUAAGAAAAUACGAUGAAGAAAACGAAGAAUUAAUUAAUCAAUUGAUAAUGGCAGAAAUUAGAGAACAAGAAGAUAGAGAUAUGGCAAGAAAACUUCAAGAAGAGAUUCAAUUUGCUGAAAGCGAUGAUGAAGAAGAAAUCGAUAUGUCAUAUGAAACACUAUCGAGAUUAGAAGAUGUAAAGGUUGGUGCAACCGAUCAACAAAAGAAAUCAAUUAAACAUAUUCAAUAUAAAAAGAAUCAUUUAUCAAAUGAUGAUCAUGAUCAAAGAUGUUUGAUUUGUUUGGAAGAUUUUAAUGAAUCUGAAUCAUUAAAAGAAUUACCAAAAUGUCAUCAUAUUUAUCAUCCACAAUGUAUUGAUAUUUGGUUAAGAAACAAAAACAAAUGUCCACUAUGUAAAGUUGAAUUAUAA
Molecule: messenger RNA, 1071 nt
Organism: Cavenderia fasciculata
Lineage: Eukaryota; Evosea; Eumycetozoa; Acytosteliales; Cavenderiaceae
Exons: 4
Coding region: 1-1071 (356 amino acids)
Molecular function (GO): ubiquitin protein ligase activity
Source: RefSeq, a predicted model, not a curated record